Molecule: messenger RNA, 459 nt
Organism: Tympanuchus pallidicinctus (lesser prairie-chicken)
Lineage: Eukaryota; Metazoa; Chordata; Aves; Galliformes; Phasianidae
Product: C-type lectin domain family 2 member D-like
Exons: 3
Source: RefSeq, a predicted model, not a curated record
UCACAAUUUAAUCACAAUUAUUUCAGCUCUUUGCCUCUCACUCGCCCAACUCUCUCCCUCUCAGUGCUCCAGCAUUCUGAGUCGUGCUCACCUCGCCCACCCUUCUCCCACGUCUGCCCCGACGCCUGGCUCGGUUUGCAAGGGAAAUGCUUCUAUUUCUCGGCCAGUGAGAGUGACUGGGACAGCAGCAGGGAGCACUGCCAGCGCCUCGGAGCUUCCCUGGCCACCGUGGACACGGAGGAGGAGAUGGAAUUCAUGCUGCGGUACCUGGGCCCGGCAAACCGUUGGAUUGGGCUGCACAGGGCAGAAGGGGACGAGCGCUGGACGUGGGCCGACGGCAGCGCCUUCAGCAUCUGGUCAGUGCGGUCUGUUUGGGAUGGGCUGGGAUUGGGUUUCCCAUUCUGCUCCCUGCUGUGCUCGGGUUCCAGCUGCCAGGCGGAGGCCGAUGUGCGGACCUGA